Danio rerio (zebrafish) is the source of this 1566-nucleotide messenger RNA. NCBI's taxonomy places the organism in Eukaryota, Metazoa, Chordata, Actinopteri, Cypriniformes, Danionidae. The record is from RefSeq and is a predicted model, not a curated record.
AUAAGGAACUAUAUUCAAAAUCAGGCAUACAGCUGUCGGCAUAUGGGUGGAUACAGGGGCCUCGGCUGUGCCUAUCAGCGGCGAAGAAAGAGAAAUGGCAGCAGUCGACGCUGGGCCUUAAAGAGUAAGAUGGCACCAACGGCCCCUGAUCCAGACAGCAAAACAAAGGUGGUCGGUAUGGGGGAAAUGAGCAUUCAAACCACUAAACGGUCUUCACCACUAAGUAUUACAGCUCUGUUGUCUGCAUUCAGAAGUGUUGUGCAAAAAUGCAGGAGGACAAUUUACCAAACUUGUAGAGGAUUCUUUAAUGUCUUCCUCUUCUGGAGAGGCUAUGCAGAAAGAGUGGAGUCCCUUCACCAAAAAGUAGAUGAGCUUCAGAGGGAAUUGGCUCUAUUGCAUUCAACCUUGAAGCUGUCUCAAGAAGCCAAGACUUCAGAUGGUCAGUGGGAAAUGCCUGAUGGUGUUCGUCCACUUGUCUCCCCUCCACCUCCUCCUCCUCCUCCUCCACCACCACCUCCUCUUCCUCCUCCACAAAUUUUAGUCACCCUUCCUCCAAAAGUGGCCUCGUUUUCCAAGAAAACUGCACAAGCUAACUCUCUGAAGGAGAAGCAAAAUGGCCCCGUUGCAGUGACUCUUCGAGAUCUUCAAGCUGUACAACUACGAAAAGUGACUGUAAGCCAAAAAACUCUGAUGUCUCCAGAGAAAAGACGAUCACCGUUGGUCACACUUGCAGAUUUGCAGAAAGUUAAAUUGCGACGCUCCAAUUCUGACCUUCCCUUAAAGCUUAGGUCAAGCCUGAGGACACCAACCAAAAACGGCAUGAGUCUUCGGGUACCACUAAGAAAAGUGAACUUAACCAGAAGUCCUGGUGGCACACCACGGUGUAACAAAGAGAACAAUGUGACUGAUUCAAGCCUGGAUCCAAGCAUGACCAAAGGGUUGGGAAACAAGUACCUGAAUUCUCUGACAAAAGGACUGUCACCAUUCAAGUGUGCCUAAAGAAAAAAUGAACUAUAUUGUUACUGCACAUUGUGCUCGCAUGGUUAGUAUUGUCUUGUUUUUGAGUGUUUUUACAUGUUUACUGUGACCUGCUAAUAGCUUCCAUUGGUUCUCAUACUGUCAUGUUGCUAUAGUAUUUUUUUUUUUAGUGACAGGACGGUAUUUUGUUACUUGCUGCUGCUGUUUUUGUCUUAUUGCAUGUGAAAUGUGCUACUUUUUUCUUUUUUUUAAUCUGAAUUUUUAAGCCGUGCUUACAAGCGUAAAGAAAAUGCACUGUAUAAAUACUGAAUGUACAAAAGCAUGAGCAUAUGCAUGGUUCUCUGUAUAAUUAUGCAGUUUAUUGUCACUGUUACCUAAAAUGAUCCUGGAUUUGUGAACCGAACCCACUGUACAAUAUAGUACAUGAUGCUUUGUGUUGAGACAAGAUCCAAAAACCCAGUACUGUUGGUGCUUUAUGUCUUGAUGUUUUAUUUUAAGGGUCUUAUGCAAUAUCUCUCUAAAGCCACAAUUAUUUGUAUGCAAAAGUAUUGCAGUAAUGGAAAACGUUUAAUAAAUAUUGGACCUAUA